GUGGCAUCAUUUGUACGUCUUUCUCGCAUCUGAGUUAGUUUUGCAUUGCCAGGGGAGAAUAUUUCUGAAUGCUUACAUGAUUGCUGGUGAAAUCCGAACGUUGGGACAGAAUGUAUCUAUCUCAUUUCACAACCAACACGUGUGCUGGACGAGACAGCACUCUGAUCUGCUUGUUUACCAUUCGUCUGCUCUCGCAGAGCAAUCCUCGACAUGUCGGAAACAGUGAAAAAAAGUAACACUCGAUAGAAGACCAGAACAUGAUCUAAAGCAGGCCACCGCAACCGAUAUGCCAGGACUCACCUCCGCCUUCGCACCUUGCAUGCCUUUCCAUAUUAUAAUCCAAAUGUAUUUGACCAUCUGUCGGACCUACUACGAUAAUAAAUAAUAGUACAAGCAGAACCGUGCUGCUGAUGCUGCUGGUCUUCCGUGAAUAUACGCAUCUCCGAAGACAAAUCUGCAGAAAUAUUUUGCUUCUGCGUGCCGAAUAGGAUCGAGGGAACUCCUGGAAGUCUUGGACGAGUUUGACGAGAGCACACAACACGUUCAGAUACAGUUUCGGAAUGCUUCGGUCACAGGGUUUGCUGCUGUGUUCACCCUCACCACCACCACCGACGACACACCCUUCCCCACAAUUGCAGAGGAAAUCAUGCCUUGGAAUCAUUUGUCGGGUCAUAGAUUCCACUAGUCCUCGAAAACAUUCAUGCAGAGGGCACAGAGUCAAAACACACCCCAAGGGUCGGACAGCAUAGCGCACCACAGCUCUGGGAUCUUCGAAGAUCGAUACGCCUGGACUGAAUUGGUGUCGACUGAUUACAGUUUAUGCAUCAUUCUUUUCGGUGCAGGCAGAGGAAUCUUCGGAAACCGACAAUGCUCAUCUGAAGAUUGAAAUCUGGUCGGGAGGCAGCUAAGCGAGGAAGCUCCUCUUGAUUUCGUUCCGAUCAUAAACCGAAGGAGACGAACUCGAAGAAAAAGUGACCUCCCCUCACUUCUUCUCCGUCGUCGAAGGUCUAGAAGCUCGAAAAGCUCGAGUCCGGGCCCGCCGAGCGCUUCAAUUCGCGAGGGGCCAGGUCUCGCCGAAGGGCCCGAGCUCGGGAAAGGUAUGUUUCGGCUCACAUGGUCCACCCGCGCAGCAUUAGUUGCUGCUGUGGGUUGCAGCCGCCCUCUCCGAAAAGCGAUGAUUGUUCACUGAAAGAAUGCGAUUUCGUCAUUCGGGCAUGCAGUUGGGUUUCUCACGGGGAAAAAAUCUUCCGAAGUCGUGCACUGAUUCGAGCUUUAGAGGAUUCCCGGCCACCCGUAUGCGCUGGAUGCUCGCCCGAGCGAUGGAGCAAGAGUCAAUUCCUGAAGAGGAAUGAAGAAAGACUCAUCCGGGAGAGACCGACCACCUGAGCGCUUGGGCUCGGGCGGACACGUCGAACAAAUCUACGCUUCGGAACGAAGUGCUCGAUCGUAGUCGGAAGGAUCGAACGUGGUGUCACUAUUCGCUGCUGCUGCUGCUGCUGCUGCUGCUGCGGCUAUAAUCAACCGUGAGACAAACAUUUGUCCCUGAGGGUAAACUUUAUCUCGAGUGUGUUUGCAAUCUGUUUAGGGAACUCGUGAAGCGCUCUCCGGUCUUGCGUCAAAAUCAAGAACCCAAAGUUCACUUAGCCAUUGUGAAGAUCUUUAAAAGCCGGGCAAGAGUCACCUUGCGUAACUAAACUCGCUGGUUGUUCCGUCCCACUUGCGGAAUUCCCAGUGGCUGCUAAAAGAGCUCGUACGAGAAUGAGGGCCGAACUUGCCCGACUCUCAAAUUGACCAGAAAUCUCGAUCCAUCCAUUCGGACAGCAGCAGCGUCCAUAGGGAGUCGGUGGGAUCACAGACCUCCACGAGCUACUUCUCUGCACAAAACUGGUGGGUAGGUUUGCAGCGGCGUCGACCUCGAAACGUUCCUCCAUGGAUCGGAGCGAGGAGGAGCUUCUGGACGAUGCUGCUUUGCAGAUUUUAAAGUUCUUGGGACAAGUCUAUGUCCGGCUUCAAGAAGCUCAAGCCGUGCAAGAAUACGUCUGUGAGCAAUACGAGGCCUCGAUUCGAUUCCUACGUCUAUGUGCGAGUGGCUCGGAUCAGUCCGGGCUCUCUGUCCCCGAGGCUCCUACCCGCAGAAUUUUUCGAACGAGAGAGCAUUCAGCGCACAAGGGUUCUCACCAAGGCCAUGAAAACAAGCAGCAGCAGCAAAAGAUCAAGACAGGGCCCGACGACGACGGAGACAUAGCCAGCAAAGAGUUCGCGGCGCUGUGCGAGUGUUUGGACACCGUCCUUGCGGAGGCGCAAGCUGUUCGUGAAGGGUCCAUCGACGCAUUGACGAGAAAGUGCGGAGGGAGAACCCGGGGACCCAAAUCCGCAGGCAAUCGUCAGCAUCAUCCCACUGCCAGUAAAGAUGGUGCUGCCAGGGUCAGCUGGACGGCUGCUUCCAGAACAGUCAACGAUGGUAUUGUCGCCGGCCCUGCAACCCGGACCAAAGAUAAGAUCGUCCGACCAAACUCGAGGAAAGCAGCCAAAUCGAUCAAACCCCGCAAGCCUGCCAUACCCCAGAUGUCAUCAGCGUCUGCCAUUCCUCCAGGGGCCUGCAACAACAACAAGAUUCAGAGCAGGAAGACGAGUCCGGAGAAGAGCGACCGCAUACCUCGUCUGCCUCUGUCCACCAGGCCCAAGCCAAGUCUAGCACCAGCACCAGCACCGUCUUCAGCUGCACGACUGCUUCGAGAUGAGCUUAACAUCGACUGCACAGCCAAGUGCCGGACAGCGGAGAGAUGGCGUCUGCAGUUUCCCCAGAAGUAUGUAGCACUUUGGUGCUGGUUCAAGGCGAGGGAACGGUACUGGCACAGCACAUACGCCGCAUGCAGGACCAAACCUGCUGCCGAGGAGGCAUUCUUGGCCUCGUUGGAGGAUGUCUACAAUGAGCAAGAAUCGAGCCACGAAUCCCAUGAUGAUGAAUAUAAACUUGCAGCUUCACCCAUUCGAGAAUUACAGAAGGCCAUGGAAGAUCUAAUGACCUCUGCUAUCAUGAGCGAGUCGCGGCGGAUGAAUCUGCAGCGAUUAGCACCCGCAGGAUCCAAGAUAGCAGAAAUGAGGAACUUCAGUAUGCAUAAACUCCGGCCACCUGGUAAGACAGAUACUAUUCUGAAGACCGAUUUGGAGAAGGAUAACACGGAGCCUGAAGAGGCCCUGAAUCCCUCCUGGCUUCCUCGGAAUUGCUGGGUACACUUGUGCGAUGUACUCAACAACUUAGAGCUGGACGAUUUAUAUGUGAACGAGCUGGAACGGGGCCUAGUCACCUACUCAGAACCAGAGCAAAUUGUUGUUAUUGCUCGACUCUCGCACUGUAUACAAGUGACUUUAUUCCACUGCUAUGUGGAGAAAGUCUUCGGCCAGUCUUUACUCCACAGAUAUUCUCGGAAGACAACAGGCGAUCGUCAAGGCCGUGUUGGGACCGAUGACAGCAACGUAUAUGCUCAAGAUUUGGACCCUGGUUUCCGGAGAGGGGAAGGAGAGCAGCAGAGCAUGACAAGUCUACUGCGAUGUCAACUAGCUCACUGCAUUCUCUGCAAAGAAGGACGAGCGCUUUUCGUUCUGGCCGAGAGAAUAACCGCCACCGCUUAGCUAGCCUUCGGGGGACGAAGCAUUGACUCUUGAUUUGUUUAGAAAUAGGAAACAGAUCUGCUGCACGCUCGCUUUGCACCGACAGCGGUCGUUCUUUUCCAUCUGACUCAGAGCUACAAUUCAGCUCCUCGCGGACGGAACAAAUCGACACAUCUGGACAUGGAUCUGAGGAAUCCAAACGAAGGCUUUUUUUCCUUUCAUGUCUUCCUCAGGCUUCUUUCCUUGACUGCACGAGGACCCAGCCUUGUCUCAUCUUCACCGCUCGAGGCUUUCUGUCCAUCCACUGACAGCACUACGAGUUUUUAGAACCUCCUGGUCACGGGAAGCUCCUCUGAUCUCGCGGUACAAUACUUCAUCCUCUUCAAUUUUGAUUGUCUGCAUUAGAUUUUGCACAAACGGGCCACUGAGGAGCAGGCCACCUCCAAAUUUCGCAACCCUCGUGAACCGACGAUUUUUCAUAUUUUCUCUGAGCCGCUUCCAUCCGCGGCUUAGAAAACUGAGGCGGGUCGAAGAUCGAGGAAGACGUCAUGGAAAGCAUCGCUCUCCACG
This is a messenger RNA of Marchantia polymorpha subsp. ruderalis, 4182 nucleotides long. The record is from the annotation of a GenBank genome assembly. Lineage: Eukaryota; Viridiplantae; Streptophyta; Marchantiopsida; Marchantiales; Marchantiaceae.